CGCCAGGGGGCAGCUGUGUCCCGGUGUGGGGCUGCGCCGCUCCCGCUGCAUCACAGCGAGGAAAAUACCACCAGAUGGCGGUUUAGGAUUGCUGCUCUUCUCUCAAGGCGCGGUUCCGCUCCUACGGCCAAUUUUCAAUAUUAAAAUACACACGGUUUUAUAUAAAAAAUCGAUUUAUCAUCGGGGAAGGUGAUAACCGUGUCGGCGAUGGUGGUUAAAGGAGCAGGAGAGAGUUAAGAAGCAGAGUCUUGUCCAUCCUGGAACUUCUUCUUCCUGCUGUUAUCGAAACCCCCCACCCCCACCCUGUCAGCUGCCUCAUUCCACUAUCACUUGGACCUGAAACACAGCUAGGGGAAGACUGAAGGCACAGAUCCAGAAUGAUCACCUCGGAGCUUCCCGUCCUGCAGGACUCAUCCAAUGAGUCUGGGGCCACAGACACUGUGGGCUUAAGUAUGAACAUGAGUGAGAUGGACGAUCCUGAAGUAAAAGGAAAAAAGAAGAGGGGGAGGCCUGGAAAACAAGCGCAGUCGGCCAAUAAGAAACCCCGGCGGUCACCCACAGACAAGACGACGCCUGUGGCAAGAGGCCGAGGUAAAGCCAAUGGCGUUGCUCAACACAAUGGAGAUGGCACUGACCUGGUCACUCUGUUUGAAGUGGUCAAAAUGGGCAAGAGUGCCAUGCAGUCUGUGGUGGACGAGUGGAUUGAGUCGUACAAACAGGACAGAGACCUGGCUCUGCUGGACCUCAUCAACUUCUUCAUCCAGUGCUCAGGAUGUAAAGGCACCGUGAGGAUCGAGAUGUUCAGGAACAUGCAGAACGCCGAGAUCAUCCGUAAGAUGACAGAGGAGUUUGACGAGGUAAAAUCCCUUUAACUACAAAUCUUGUUU
This is a messenger RNA of Cynoglossus semilaevis (tongue sole), 887 nucleotides long. RefSeq names its product cohesin subunit SA-1-like. NCBI's taxonomy places the organism in Eukaryota, Metazoa, Chordata, Actinopteri, Pleuronectiformes, Cynoglossidae. The transcript has 6 exons. The record is from RefSeq and is a predicted model, not a curated record. The coding region runs from base 378 to 872 and encodes 164 amino acids. Gene Ontology annotation, biological process: sister chromatid cohesion. Gene Ontology annotation, molecular function: chromatin binding. Gene Ontology annotation, cellular component: chromatin; cohesin complex; nucleus.